UGGCUCUCUUUUGGAAUCAAUAUUUACUGCCAUUGAAAAGAAAACAUGUGUGGUAUAUUUGCGUGUCACUGUCACCCUAAUGUACAGAAAUUCAAGCCGACGGCUUUACGCAUGGCGAAAGCAGAAUACGGGGAAAGCGUCCGGCAUCGUGGUCCUGAUUGGAGUGGUAACUUUGUUUCCAACAACACAAUCCUUGCACACGAGCGAUUGAGCAUCGUCGGUGUCGAAUCUGGCGCUCAGCCCCUCGUUAACGAUGACGAGACAUUGGCACUCGCUGUCAAUGGAGAAAUUUAUAAUCACAGAAUCCUGAGGAAGGGAUUGAAGACCCAAUAUAAAUUCAAGACACAUUCGGACUGCGAAGUUAUCAUUCCAUUGUAUAUGGAACAUGAUAUCGAUGCUCCGAAGUUCCUCGAUGGCAUGUUCUCGUGGGUGCUUUUUGACAAAAAACAGAACCGCGUUAUUGCUGCCAGAGAUCCCAUUGGUAUCACCAGCUUCUACCAAGGAUGGUCUUCCCAGACACCUGGUGCUGUCUAUUUCGCCUCUGAAUUAAAGUCACUUCAUCCGGUCUGCGACAGGAUCAUCUCCUUCCCUCCCGGCCAUGUGUAUGACUCCAAGACGGACACCAUGACUCGUUACUUCCAGCCGAAAUGGUGGGAUCCAACCAAUGUUCCGUCGACCCCCAUAGAUUACAAAUUGAUCCGCGAAUCUCUGGUGCGAUCUGUUCGUAAGCGACUGAUGGCAGAGGUUCCCUAUGGUGUCCUGCUCUCUGGUGGUUUGGACUCCAGCCUGGUCGCCUCGAUUGCGCAGCGCGAAACCCAGCGGAUGAUGGUGGCGCAGAACGGCACGGUCACCAAUGGAGAAUCGGGCGCGGGCUUGGUUGGAAUCGACGAUAGCAACGAGCUGUCGACUGUGACUUCCUUCCCCCAAUUGCAUUCGUUCUCCAUUGGUCUUCCGGGAGCCCCAGAUACCAAGGCUGCUCUUGAGGUCGCUAACUUUCUUGGAACAAAGCAUUACGCUUUCACAUUCACAGUCGACGACGGGCUUAACGCACUCUCAGACGUUAUCUAUCACUUGGAAACUUAUGAUGUGACAACUAUCCGUGCUUCUACACCCAUGUAUCUGCUGAGCAGAAAGAUCAAGGCUAUGGGCGUUAAGAUGGUGCUCAGCGGUGAAGGUAGCGAUGAAAUUUUUGGCGGAUAUCUUUAUUUCCACGCGGCCCCGGAUAAGAAAGCUUUCCACGAGGAGACGGUUAGACGAGUUAAGAACCUUCACUUGGCUGACUGCUUGAGAGCAAACAAGUCAACUUCAGCAUGGGGUCUUGAGGCCCGUGUGCCGUUCUUGGAUAAGCAAUUCCUGGAGGUCUCCAUGGGUGUUGAUCCGCAGGAAAAGAUGAUCACCAAGGAAAGAAUCGAGAAGUACAUCUUGAGGAAAGCCUUCGACACGUCUGAUGAGCCAGAAACCAAGCCGUUCCUGCCGGAUAACAUUCUGUGGCGCCAGAAAGAACAAUUCAGCGAUGGUGUCGGCUAUUCCUGGAUUGAUGCUCUAAAGGACAACGCUGAGCUUCAAGUUACGGAUGAGAUGAUGAAGAACCCCAAGCCAGAGUGGGGCGAUGAUAUCCCUGAUACAAAGGAGGCGUACUGGUACCGAAUGAUGUUCGAUGAACACUUCCCUCCGUGCUGCGCGUCCACUGUCAUGCGCUGGACACCCACAUGGUCGAAGCAAACGGACCCAAGUGGACGUGCCAUCUCGACCCACGUUGCGAAAUACGACCACGCAUAGGUGCCAUAAAAGCAUUUGCCGCUUCGAGUAUCUUCCCAUUCUUAGGUUCAUUUCUGAGAAAACUUUUCUCUUUUUCUUUUUUUUUUUACUUUCCUGUCGUCAACGGCGCUUGGAGGUUCUCAAUAUUUUCCUUUUCUUUUUCAUUCCUUUUUUUUUUUCCCCUGUAAAAUUUGCUGGCCUUCUUUUUUGCCGUCUUAGAUUUUGGGACGCUCGUGUGUAUGGGUUUUGGUUUCAGAUAAAUGGACUGUUUUCCAAGACAACAUGAUAGAGCUGCUCCAUGUUUGUUCUGGGUACUGUUUUGGAGGAUAGAUAGA
Messenger RNA from Coccidioides posadasii C735 delta SOWgp, 2093 nucleotides. The record is from RefSeq and is a predicted model, not a curated record. NCBI's taxonomy places the organism in Eukaryota, Fungi, Ascomycota, Eurotiomycetes, Onygenales, Onygenaceae.